GUUUGCCACAAUGAUGAAGGAAAGUCCUAAAAGUAUUGAUAUCACCGACGUUCUAAACCUCGCCACGCUGGACGUCAUCCUCAGGUGUGCUUUGUCGUACGGGGGCGACAUACAGAGGCAAGAGAAGCAUCCAUACGCCACAGCCGUACACAGGAUAGGGCUGUUAAUGAUAAGAAGACUAAUGUACCCCUGGCAGUUCCUGUCCUGGACACUCUAUAUGAUGUCCGCUGACGGGCAAGAAUACAAACGUCAUCUGGAUUACGUCCAUGGAUUUGCCGACGAUCUGAUAGCGAAACGAAAGAUAGCUUUGGCAGAAGAUCCGUCGUUGUUGGAAAGAAAACAUAGACUUGAUUUCCUAGACAUCUUAAUGACAGCUAAAGACGAGUCCGGAGUCGGAUUGACGGACCAGGAAAUCCGUGAUGAAGUGGACACUUUCAUGUUUGGUGGUAACGACACAACUUCAACAGCACUUAAAUGGGCCGUGUAUAACCUUGGAAAGUAUCCGGAUGAGCAAGACAAAGUUUACCGAGAGGUGUGUGACGUCACGGGAGACCGGAAAUACAUUGAAUGGGAGGAUCUGGGAAAGUUACAGAGAAUGACACUGUUUAUGAAGGAGAGCAUGAGGCUUUACCCUCCUGCCACAAUUACCACCAGGCUUAUCAAUGAACCCCUAGAACUAGAUGGUGUUUACUUUCCGGCCGGAACUUCUGUCUCGGUCAACUUUUACUAUAUACACCGUCACCCAGAUGUCUAUCCUGACCACAGUGUAUUUAGACCUGAACGUUUUCUCCCUGAGAAUUCCAAAGACCUCGAUCCCUACGCGUUCCUGCCUUUUUCUGCUGGUCCCAGGAACUGCAUAGGACAAAACUUUUCUAUGAAUGAACAGAAAGUGAUCUUGUCGCGGAUACUAAAAAGGUUCAAAAUCAUUUUGGACGAGGACCACGAGGUUAUCCCAGUAAACGAGUUAACAUUCCGAUCAAGGAAUGGAAUCAAAAUACGUUUUGAGGAGAGAGGACUCCAUACAAAUAUUACCGACGUCGGGAGAAGUUAUUAAUUAUCAUUUAUCUUGUUUAUGGCGACAGAAGUUUAUCAAUCUCGAUUUUCUUCGAUCUCUGAGAAGAAUCAAGAUAUCAUUUUCUGAAUUGGGCAAGAUAUAUAUGUACGCCCAUGGAACAGUCGACUCGGUAUUGACAGUCAGAAUUAUUUUCCUUAGAACAGAGAGUUUUUAAAAAAAUCAACCAAUAAACAAAUCAUAAUACAGUUUCUAUUUGAAGAAACAUAUCAUGUCUCUUCCCUCGUGGUUUAUAGUCAUGAGUUUAUAUCUGAGAGUAGCGUGUCAACUCUGUCUGCAACCACUGGCACCAAGCUCGCCCACUCGGCGGAUACUUGCUCGACUUCCGAAUAAAGAAUCCCUUUCGAUCAGUUUCCUCGAGGAAUAAAAUUUUACAUAAUCUCUAACAUUUAGUUCAUUCACGCUACUUACACCUGGGUAGAGGUGUUCUAUAAUAAACUACACUUAAUACUCGAUUAUGUUUUAUCUCUCUGUAAGUGAGAGUGAAUGUUAAAGUCGGUUGACUUGUUCAUGACAUUGCUAAACUACAGUCUUUCGUGUCAAUUUGUACUGUGAUUUGUGAUCUCAGUCUUUCGGAAAGGUUGUAGUCAUACAAAAUAGCUAAGAUUUCCAGAGAAUGAAACCCGCGUGAUGAGGUCUCCCACUCAGCCUAUCUUAUAUAUUUUGUCACCUAUGUUAUCAUGUAGAUCAACGAGUAUUUAUGCUAAUUAGGUCUGACAUUGUGUCCUGUUUUCAUAUUUCGUUGCUCCCGUACACUAUAAUCACCAGUAAACAUGUAAUUAAAGUGCAUCUUUGCAACUUAUGCAUUCUAAGUCACGCGUUUUUAAAUGUUGUGUAUCAUUUUAUCCUCGGCGUCGGAUCUGUGUUCUAUGUAUGUCAAUAUGUUUUUUUCUAGAUGUAACGACAAUAUAUCUCUGUGGCAAUUUGUUUCUCGGGAAGCUGAGAAACAGGCUUGUCUUUGCUGUCGUGGUUGUGUCAUUGGGCAUGCCAUUUUUACAGUAAUUGCACUGUUUGGCAUGUGGCGGGACUCCCGUAUGUUGUUCAGUGCGGUAGUCACCAACUACUACAAUGAGACACCGCCUCAAAAUAACCUUACCUCUUCACGGGGCGAUGAAGCAAACAAAAUGUGGCGAACAUAUUCUUAUUUAUUUUUACAUUUCAUUUUAUGAUCAAUUGUUAUUUUUGUACAUUUAUAUAUCUUUCUUCGGUUAUAUUAGUAAAGGAGGAACAGGGGUAUCGAUGAUGAUAGAUUUCAUAGUUUAGAGGCAACCUAGUCAGGUAUAGUGAUGAAGGUUUCAAAUAUGUAAUUGGAGACCUUAAUUCGAGUACAGGUAUUAGGCAUGAGUCUAUUUAAAAUGGCCAUCCAACUCUCCGUCGAAACGUAAUGAAUAUGUUGGAAUGUUUUAAUUACAAUAAAA
Messenger RNA from Pecten maximus, 2490 nucleotides. Its product is annotated as cytochrome P450 4B1-like. The record is from RefSeq and is a predicted model, not a curated record. Gene Ontology annotation, molecular function: heme binding; oxidoreductase activity, acting on paired donors, with incorporation or reduction of molecular oxygen; iron ion binding. The transcript has 9 exons. NCBI's taxonomy places the organism in Eukaryota, Metazoa, Mollusca, Bivalvia, Pectinida, Pectinidae. Bases 11 to 1054 code for a protein of 347 amino acids.